CAAAUCCUGCCGCGUCAACCGCGUCCUCCGAACGUGCAACCAUGCCAUGGCCACCAUAAAGCCCAUAGAGGGCCGGUCGGUUCAUCAAAUCCAAUCUGGCCAGGUCAUUGUCGAUUUGUGUUCCGUUGUGAAGGAGCUGGUAGAGAACAGUCUAGAUGCAGGAGCGACGAGCAUUGACGUACGAUUCAAGAACCAGGGACUUGAGUCUAUAGAAGUACAAGAUAAUGGCGACGGCAUCUCCCCGCAAAACUAUGAGACGCUCGCUCUCAAGCACCAUACUUCCAAGCUCUCGACCUACUCCGACCUCACAACUCUCCAAACCUUCGGUUUCCGUGGUGAAGCUCUAUCCUCGCUCUGCGCACUCUCGCAUUUCUCGGUCAUAACAUGUCAGGCACAAGAUGCGCCGAAGGGCACUAAGCUCGAAUUCGAGGUGUCGGGGAAGCUGAAAGAAACGAGCGUGGUGGCGGCACAGAAGGGAACCACUGUCAUAGUCGAAAAUCUCUUCAAUAACCUCCCAGUGCGAAGACAAGAACUGCAGCGAAAUAUCAAGAGGGAGUGGAACCGGGUUGUCGGAGUUUUGGGUCAAUAUGCCUGCAUCCAAACGGGCAUCAAGUUCUCCGUCAGCCAGCAGGCCAGCAAGGGGAAAAAGACCACCCUCUUCUCUACCAAGGGAAAUCAAUCUACCAGGGAGAAUAUUGUCAAUGUCUUUGGAGCCAAGACGCUCACGGCCUUGAUAACUCUGGAUUUGAAUCUGGAAUUGGAACCCACCAGUGGUCCCAGCCAAAGAUGGAGCACUCAAGAAGUUGGAGGGAAGAAGGACAUCCGAAUUUUGGGACACAUAUCACGCCCGGCUUCUGGUGAAGGUCGUCAGACUCCAGACAGGCAGAUGUUCUUCGUCAACUCCAGGCCUUGUGGUCUUCCACAGGUGUCAAAAGCGUUCAACGAGGUCUACAAGGCCUACAAUGGCUCCCAAUCACCAUUUAUCUUCGCCAACAUUGAGUUAGACACUCAUCUAUAUGAUGUUAAUGUCAGUCCAGACAAGCGGACUAUUCUGCUACACGACCAGAAUCGCAUGCUGGAGAACCUAAAAGUAGCUCUGACGGAGCUCUUUGAGUCUCAAGACUACAGAGUACCGAUUUCCCAGCUGCCUGCACAGAAGCAACCAUCAUACAAGCAGCUUACAAUUACCCGUGAGGAUACAGCACAGCCAAAGACUCCAUUAAUCAGCUAUGCCAAUGCGGGGCAAUCAAAAACUCCACAUCCAGAGACUCCAGCUGAAUCUACCGAAGGAGAGGAUUCCGAAGAUAUAUCCCGGUCUUCGAGAAUGGAGCAAAGCACUGAUGACGAGGGCCAACGAAAACCUUAUAACCCUAAGUUCAGUCGCAGUGCCGUCUCUAUUGAAGCCAGGAGCGGAUCCGUUUCCAGGGAGUCCAUAAGCAAAGACCAUGAAUCUGUCAGUCUCAUUUCCAACUGGCUCGGUAAGAAAACAGAAGACCGUGCGGAUCAAACGAAUCCAGGCUCCAAAUGCGAGAAGAACAAUGAAGCUCCCGAAAGCUUGUCGAAAGAGAAGCAAAAACUUAUUGCAAAACUUGGAAGGGAGAGUGAACAGCUUGUGAGGGAUCCUUCCGAAGAUCCGGAUAGCUCUGUCGCCACCAGCCAGUCAACCGCAUUCACGCCUUCACACAACCCCCCUGUUCCCGUUCCUGACUUCAGUGCGCAAGCUCCUGAGCAGGAUAGACCUCAGAAUGUCUCCGAUGACAGCCCCAGUUCCGUUGAGCGUGAGACUCCAAUACCCGCUCUUCAAUCUCCUGCGAAAGGGACCCCCUCUAUUGCCGACAGGUUUUCUAGUACCGCAAGAUCGUAUCGAGCACCUGCUGAAAUUGCAACAAUUACCAUCGGAGAUCACACGGUAACUACUUCUAUUGGUACUCCGUGUCCCAAACGGGCGAGGAUUGAGAGUCUUCUAAGCACAUCCCGCAAUAAGCGUCCAUCACAAGCUCCGGGUUCAACACUGCCCUCAUUCGGGAAAACUCUCAGCCAGCGAUUUGCUGCACCAGGAACAGCUCUACAGUCUGAUCCCGAAGAGGAUGAAAUCGAAGAGGAACCGAGGGGGAGCUGGAGGAGCUGGAGGAGGCGGAAGACAUCGCCAUGCAAUCGACGGCACCCGUCAUAAAGGAGGAGGAAGAGGAAAUGGAUUCUUCUACUAUCCUUCCCAGAAUCGAGGGGGAUGGCGAGUAUCUGGAUGAAGAUCAGAAGAAAGCUCAAGAGGACGCCAAGGUCCAAGAGAUGAUUCAUGACGCAGAGACGGCCGGCGCUACUCCAUCACAAGAGAACGCACAGAAGGCCAAGAUCAUGCUCAAAGGUGGAUCAAAGAAGAAAGAUGCGACUUUGGAUCUGGUUAAGU
Hyaloscypha bicolor E is the source of this 2404-nucleotide messenger RNA. Its product is annotated as DNA mismatch repair protein MutL. Gene Ontology annotation, cellular component: MutLalpha complex. The record is from RefSeq and is a predicted model, not a curated record. Gene Ontology annotation, biological process: mismatch repair. The transcript has 4 exons. The coding region runs from base 47 to 2173 and encodes 708 amino acids. NCBI's taxonomy places the organism in Eukaryota, Fungi, Ascomycota, Leotiomycetes, Helotiales, Hyaloscyphaceae. Gene Ontology annotation, molecular function: mismatched DNA binding; ATP-dependent DNA damage sensor activity; ATP binding.